Molecule: messenger RNA, 2268 nt
Organism: Necator americanus (New World hookworm)
Lineage: Eukaryota; Metazoa; Nematoda; Chromadorea; Rhabditida; Ancylostomatidae
Exons: 21
Coding region: 1-2268 (755 amino acids)
Molecular function (GO): oxidoreductase activity
Source: RefSeq, a predicted model, not a curated record
AUGUCUUUCGCUGUGCUGCCUUGGUCUCGGUUAGGAAGUGAUCAUCUAUUGAAGGGAGUAUUGAGUGAGAUGCUCCUCCUUGGACUUCUGUUGCUGGCUCCUACGCUGCUGGCACAGGAGGGUCCUUGUGACUCUGCGCCAAAUCCAACUGCAAAAGCUUUCUGUUUACAGUUACACAAAUGGGACGAGCAAGCAAGGAGAGAAGCAAGCAAGAAACGAAUAGCUUUACCACCAGGAAUCAAAGGUAAAGCUAUGAUAGCAGCAGAGUUGGCACCUAUCGCUAGUUCAAUAUACCAAUGCAUGGAUUUGACAUGCAUGUGCACAUAUCUAAGAGGUACCAGAGCUGCAAAUGGACAAUGUGUUCUGCCCAACGGACAGAUGUUGAGAAAAGCAAUUAGGAAAGAAUACAGAAUGAUGACAGACGACGAACGACAGCGUUAUCAUGCUGCCAUCAGGACUCUUAAGCAGAACGGCGAAUACGAUCGAAUUUCACGUAUUCACUCACAGUCCACGGUUGUUGGCGGAGCUCAUUCAGGACCUGCAUUCUUGCCAUGGCACCGCGAAUUUAUGAAGAGAUACGAGUUUGCAAUCCGACAAAUCGACCCGACCUUAUAUCUUCCAUACUGGGAUUCCACCAUGGACGGCGCACUUUCUCGUCCUCAAGACUCAACCAUGUUUUCGAGUGAACUGGAGGGAGGGACGGCAUCAAACGGAUUUGUGGAUAGCGGACCCUAUGUAAAUUUCCGAACGUUGGAGGGCAAACCAAAUAUCAAAAGGGCAGUAGGAGCGCAAGGUACCACGAUGAAAAAUAGUGAUAUCGAUUUUGUUAUGGCUCAAACUCAAGUAGAUCAAGUGUUGGCUUUCUCUGCACCCAGACAGGGAUGUCCAUACCGUACGGACUACAACUGUCUGGAAUACACUCACGGAGGUGCACAUAUUUUUGUUGGGGGAGAUAUGUACGAUACGUCCACAUCUGCGAAUGAUCCGAUUUUUUUCCUUCAUCACGCCUUUAUAGAUUACAUUUGGGAACAGUGGAGGCAGCGUAGACAAACUCGCGCCGAUCGGGAAACUCUUUACCCACCUGACAACCAGCUUUGUUCGAGUCCGCAGCACUUCGCUGCCUCUCAAAUGAACCCGUUCGCUCCCAUGAGAAACAUCGACGGUUUAUCAAACCAGUAUACUGACAAUCUGUACGAGUAUGCGCCUCGACCAACCUGUUCGCAAGGAAAUCCUAACUGCGGGUCUAGAUUCUUGUUCUGUGAUUUUUCUCAUGGAGCGGCGAGAUGUGUUGCAACGAUUCGUAUGGGAGCAGCUUGUACUGGAUACUCAAAUGGCGAGAAUCCUUGUUACAAUGGAAUGUGUGUGGGAGGUCGUUGUGCAGCUACGGGUCCGGCAGCACCUCCUACGGUAGCACCGCUACCGCCCGUUACAGCUGCUCCAAUUCAAAUUGCACCACAGGAGACUUGCUUCAACGAAAAUGAAUGCUGCGCGGUUUGGGCCGCAAAAGGGGAAUGUGCUCGCAAUACGGGAUACAUGACCGAGUGGUGUGCGGCAAGCUGUGGACUGUGUCGACCACAAUAUCGGCUGGCUGACGAUUGUUCUGAUCGUCACCCAAAUUGCGCUCCCUGGUCUCAAUCCGGAGAAUGCACCAAGAACGAGCUGUGGAUGGCCGAGAAUUGCAGAAGAUCUUGUGGCAAAUGUGGACGGACGAGGGCCGCAGCUUGUGGCGGUGGUGGACAAGCUGCUGCAACAACAGAGCAACCUCAACCAGUAUGUGAGAACUCGGAAGGCUGUUAUAACGAGAACGUUUGUUGCCCCCAUUGGGCCACCUUUGGUGAAUGUCGGAAGACUCCAGCAUGGAUGGCUUGUAAUUGCCGGGUUUCAUGCGGCCACUGUUAUCCAGAAAAUUACAACUAUGGAUCAUGCUCUGACUACCAUCGCCAAUGUGCUGGGUGGGCCAGAAUAGGAGAGUGCGAGAAGAAUCCGUGGAUGUCUGAAAAUUGUAGAGCUUCUUGCAGAACAUGUUAUUCGCAGUGGGAUCUACGCGAUAUGUGUCGAGGAGCUGUAGGUACUGUUGCCCCCGUGGCUCAACGGAGACCGCAGCAGCAGAACCGUUUUCCGUUUAGUCAACCUAACUGGGGCAACAAUGGGCCACAGUUUGGAGACUACGAUGAUCAGUGGGGUAUGGGAUGGGGAAAUGGCAUGGGCGGAGGUCGAGGACCACAGUGGGGAAAUCAAUUCCCUCGAACGGUGUUCGAUUACUGGUAG